Molecule: messenger RNA, 729 nt
Organism: Musca domestica (house fly)
Lineage: Eukaryota; Metazoa; Arthropoda; Insecta; Diptera; Muscidae
Exons: 2
Coding region: 166-312 (48 amino acids)
Source: RefSeq, a predicted model, not a curated record
AUUGAGAGCGCUUAUCAUUCAAAAUUGAAUAUCAAAACAAACAAGAUUCAAGGAAAGCCAAAGCUUUUCGUCCAACGUUGUUUCAAAACAAACAAAAAACUCAAAACCAAGUGAAAUUUUCUAUGAAAUUUUUCACUUUAAAAUAAUUGCAAAUCUGUGGUGUCAAUGAAUUUCCGAGCCGACACUAAAGCCAAGUUAAACGCUAAUUUGAGCCUUUCCAAACAUUUGUCAUCCAAAAAAGGUUCCCGUACCUCCAACUGCGGCAACAUUCUAGAGUUCUCCGUGCUAACUCGUCUACAUAGUGUACCUUGAUUCCCCUCCACACAUUCUCAACCAUCUGCAAUCUUAAAUCAAAAAAAACUUUGUCAAAAUGGUCCACAAGAAUCGUUCAUCUCACAAAUCCUGCCCCGUCAUUGAUGUCAGCCCCCAACGCAACUCAUUAUCGGUAUCGGCCAACAAAUAUGAAUUGUCCUCAAGCCCUCGUAUUGGUUAUAAACUAGAGGUACCCAGCCGCCCCAUUGGCUCCUCAUCGUCAUCGUCAGCAUCCUCAUCUAGUCUUUGGUAUUACAAUGACAUGAUCAAGAAUAAUCGUGAACAAUUCAAUAGUUUACAUUUUUGUUAAUUUUUUAAAAUAUAUAUUGUUGUAAAUUUAAUAUGCCAAAGUGUUAUACUGUUAUAAAAUGUCAUAACAAUUGUUUAAUGAAUUAAUUGAAAAUCAUUACAAAUCAA